Molecule: messenger RNA, 4418 nt
Organism: Vitrella brassicaformis
Lineage: Eukaryota; Vitrellaceae
Source: the annotation of a GenBank genome assembly
CGACAAGUGUGAAUUUUGGCGAAGAGGAGCAGAAAGGUCUGUGCUGCGUAGAACAGCGCUGCCUCUGCAUGCCUUUGCUGAAAAUCGGCCUCAUUUGAUUCCCUCUGCCAACUCGCCUCAGUCGAGUGUGAUCCCCGCGUGUCCAGCUGCCUGAAGAGAAGGGGAGUGAUUGUUUCAGCGCGAGAGUGAGUGUGCGUAGGCGGCAAGAUCUCGGUCCUGUUCCUUGCCUAGAAUCGGUGUCCUGUCGCGCGACUAGCAGCGCACCUUUGUGGGGAGACCGUGAUGGGUGCGAGGCCGAGUAGCGAGGUCAAGGUGGCUCACAGCGGAGCAGCGGCAAGCAAUGUGGCGGCUCCCGCUGCGAGUGCGAGGCGUCCGGAGUACCCCCCUGGCACAAGCAUGAUGGACAUCCCGCAUGACGUAAGCACAAGACGUACGGGAUGGAGGAGGACGAUGCUGACGUUUGUAUGUCCUCUGUGGGUGUUGUUGUUUGUCUCUGCAGGUUGAGUGUCCGAUUUGUCUCGAGGUGUUUGAGCGACCGGCCACGCUCUCAUGCGGUCAUACGUUCUGCUUGUCAUGCGUUGCUGGCAUGCCCGCCUGCCCCGUGUGCAGGCAAAGCAUCGACAACAAGCCUAAGGUGGGAUGAGGGAAAACGGCGCACACACGGAGGGGAGUGUUGAAGGUGGGCUCUUCUCGCGUGUUGGUCGUGUUGCAGGAGGAUGUGUGUUUCACGCGGCGCCUCACGUCUGAGUCUCGUAAGCGACAUCUGAACAGCUACUACACACAAAAUCGCUUCACCGGCAGCAUUUCAUCCUGGUUGUGUCAUGGUUGGUUGGUUGGUUUUGCUGUCAGUGUGGUGCCGUUGCGGUGCGAAGGUCCCUCUGGCGGAAGCAAAUGCGCAUGCCAGCAAGUGCCCCGACUGCAUUGAGUCCAGAUGCUCCACCGAAAAAGCCAAAUACGUCCCGCGUACGCAGCCCAGCCACAUCAAGCGCGACAUGCAUCGAGAUUGGACAUGCCACCGGUUGUUCUGGUUGAUUUGUUUGUCCCUUUGUCAGCGUCGACUCGUUCGGGUGCGUCGUCGUCUGGUGGUGCGUUAGGCUACUACCCCACGGCCACGUCGACCUACGACUGCCCUUUGUGUCCGAUGGGGCCCUUCACCGUGCAGCAGCUCAUCCGACACUGCGAGCAACACCACUCGUCCGGCAACCGAGCCGCUGUGUAAGUAUCCACACACAGACACGUAUGCACGGACACACAUGACGGUCGUGGUGUCGUGGGUCUGUGUGAUUGCAGGUGUCCAAUAUGCGCGUCGCUUCCGUGGGGCGAUCCACAUUAUUGGAGCCGCAACUUCGUGGUGAGGAGACUGCGUCAAAGGUGGCGAUGUGGUGUAGAUCUGCGGCCUGAAUUCUCUCUGUCAGGCGCAUCUGAGGCAGCGACAUCGGUACCACGGCGACUACGGACACAGUGCAUCCACCAGCAGCUCGGCCGCAGCGAGCGCUGCAUCGGUGAGACAGGGAGGGAUUGAGGGAAGGAAGACGCCAGCUGAUACCACACCUCUCUGCUGGUUGCUUGUUGAUGUCAGGGUGUGUUGUAUGAGUCUGCCCAGUCGUCCGCUGCCCUGAUGGAGUCGGAGGACGUCGUGCUGCAGCGCGUCCUGCUCGAGUCCCUCACCACAGCCAGCCACCCGCCCCCUCCCCCUCCUUCAUCGCACCACACCGACGUCAAUGCAUCCUCGCCUGCAGCUGUCUACGCCGCCCUGUCUGCCUGCACCAACAGCAGCACCACCAUCGGCAGCUCCACCACUCAGUCGGGCAGCAGCAGCAGCAGCAGCAGCAGUGAGGGGGGCACCACGAACGACUCGCCGGCGCCAUCGCCCGGUUCCUCGCCUGUCAUGUCGACACCCCCGCAGCCACGCACUGUCGAGAGCGACUGACUGGUGUGGUGGGUGGGGGUGGGAGGAUUAUUUAAGGGGGGCGGGGGUUGCUGUUGGUGUGAGUGGAGUGGGUGGGUGGGUGGGUGGGCGGCGUUGCAUUUGGCAUUUUCUUUGUGCCUUUUUUUACUACUUGUGAUGGGUUGGAUCAUUGGGCUAUGGCGUGGCGGUAAUUCGUGUCCAUCGGUUGUGAGAAGGGAUGCGCACUGGCGGGGAUGGAAUGCUACAAUGUUGCUGGCUUGCCUCAUUCUGCGCGUCGCAGUUCCGAGUCUCUUUGCUUGCUGCUUGGUAACGCCCUUGACUGUUGCUGUCAUCUGUAGCAGCCGAGAGCGUCAUCACGCGGCCUUACAAGAGACUCGGAACACCAUGCGCAUGGAGAGAAAGGCAGAGGCAAGGGAGCAGAUCAGCAUUCAGCACGCAGUUGCGUCUGUGUGGGUGGGUGUGAGUGCCGUCCCCUGUACCAUAAGGCGGGACGACGUGACGUGGGCGUCACCUCUUACUCGUCUCCCGUCAUCUUAUCUACAUAUCGCACGGGCACAUGCGCACCCGCGACUCGCUCACUAUCCAUAGUGCGCCACUCCCCUCUUUUUAUUCUUCCUUUCUCCCGUGUUGACCACCUAGAUGAAACAACAUCCAGACAAGGCGUUACUUUUUUUCGCUUCUCGUCCGUCAAAGCGCAACUGAUGGUGUGUAGUUUUUUUCUUGAGGAGUGUGUUUGCUAGUCGGGAGCAGAGCAGCCCGCCACCCUACCUACACCGGACUCACCAGAGUGCCCGGAUGUACAGUCUACAUCACACGGUGUAUCGCAGUCACUGCAUUGCUCGGCGCUCUGGUCUGCUGCCGGUCGUGUCAGCACACGCACACACACGUAUAUAUACUCCACACACACAUGACGGGAGAGGGAGGGUGUAAGGUCGCGUGCCGUGUGUCUUGUUUGUGUCGUUCCAUUGUAGCAUAGUGAUUGUCUGUCUGUCUGUCUGGUCGUCGUGCAUACAAACUUGCGUCCAUGGAAACACGGGUGAAGAUGAGUGGAUGGGGAGGGGGGGUCGGGCCGUUAUGAUAUCCAUGCCGUGUUGUGUUGUUGUGUGUAUUUGUCCAUGUCCAUUCGCGUCGUCUGUAUGAUGAAGGACGCCUCUCGCAAGGGCGAGAGGCGUUGGCUCCCACGCACCCGUCCGGCACACGAUGAGACAGGUCGCUAGGUGGGCAGUAUGCAUAUUAUACAUCACGUGUGUCGGUACGGAGGCGCAGUUGUAUGGUCGCUGUUCACACCGUUCACACAUACACCCAGGCGGUCACUUUUCUUCUUCGGGCACAUAUCGAUGGGCGUAUCGUAUAUAUGAGUAUUCAUAUGAAUGCGUGUUGCAUGGAAGGUGGUCUCACUGAAUGGUGAUGAUGAAUGACAUCAUGGCAUUGCAUUGUACACUAGCUACGGUAACUGGGCGUGCGUACCUGUGUGUGUCUCACUGACUACACUGCCUGCCUUGCAUACUGCCUGUUGAAGUGCGGGCGGCUGCUGCCUUGCUCCCAGCCAAGCCCAGCAUGCCACUCUCCCUCCCUCCCCCAUUCAUGCGCUGCAUACGUACAUACGUACAUGUUGGUGUCGUUUAGUCGAUCAUACAUACAUACGUAUACACAUGACACGCAUACGUAACACACGCGCCCGCCACACCACAUGCAUGACACAACAACAACACACAUCACAUCGGACUCAUUUUUACCCGCGGUGCCGUGUUGUGUGUGGUUUUGACGGACAGCGAGAGGACGGGCGAACAGACACACAGGAACAGACAGACAGACAGACAGUGACAACCGUGGCUGUGGUUGCCAUGCGGUCGGUCGCCAUGCCUCCGCAUUGAUGAGUGAUGGCGGCUCGUGGCUCUCGACAUACGGCCUUCAUGUUAUGUGUGUGUGCGUGGUUCGUGUCUUUUUCGUGACCACCCCGACCCCUCCUCGUAUCGCUUUGACGAUGUCUGUCCGUGUUGUGCUGUGAGUGUGUGGGUGGGUUGAUUUUGGUGGGCUGACUAGGUGGCUGGCUGGCUGGCUGGGCGGUUUGGCGGUCUUAUUCGCUGGAAUGUAUCUCAAUCUCAAUAUGAUGACUCCAUCUACCUCCUUUUGUAUUUUUGGUUGAACGUAGUCGUCAAACGACACCGGAAAAGACGACAGAGGACACACAGCACCCUUCGUUUGUCUUCGUCUUGCUGCUGCGUGCCUCGUGGAUCUCUAUGUCGCUUAUACCCGUCGAUUCGAGCGCACUUCUUUUUAAUUCACGCAGCUGCUGGACAGAGAGGGAAGGUGCUCUGGGUGUGGUGGUACUAGUUAUGCCUCACCGCCUUGCCAGUCAUUCUAGCUAGCGGACAUACCCAUCCGUUGUGCAUGUGCUGUCUGUGACCGACUGACUGUUUGUCUGACUGACUUGCUCCGCUACUCCAUGCAUGAUGUUUGCGUGCCUUUCCGUCUUGGUGUGUACUCGAUUUAUGAGUGUAUCUCUCCC